AUCACAGCAGAGCGAGUCUGCCUGCGCCAGCGGGAGAGCUGCCUGCAUGGAACUGCAGACGCAGUCGGCUGUGGUGGAAUUCAUCAUCGACCACACAGACGUCCUCUUCUGCUCCACAUCUGGACCUGACAUCGCAGAUGGAGCAGGGCACAGUUCUCUCUCAGGGCCCCAGUCUGUGCGGGCGUCUUCUCCUGCCACAGAGCUGCUCAGCCUGGAGGAGGCGCAGGCACGGAGGCGAGGCCACAGCAGCUCUCCUGUCAUUGUGACACAGAGCAGGGACAUAGAGGUGGAAGAAGGCCCCGCAACUUUACUGGGCAAAUUCCACACUAUCAUUGUCUUUCCACCUGAAAGACCAAGUGCACCCAGCAGGAUGAAGGAGUCACCGUCUGGCUGUUGGUGUUCCUGCUUCAGCCUGGGGAAACCAUCCUCUGUGGCCAAAGACCAACGGCAGCACCAUCCAAGGGAGCCCACAGAGACAGACAUUGUAGUGCUGGCAGGUGAUUCGAGCUCUUGUCAACCGAGCAGAGCUGGAGCAAGUAGCGAUGCUGGGCUGUGUGCUUCCACCAAUGGAGAGCUGUUAGGAAGCACAAAUGGCUGCGGUUCAGCUGACAGCCUGCCACAUAACAACAGUGAUGGAAAGAAGGAGCUCAUCCAAGUUCAAGCCCUUAUUGCUCCCAGCUCUGCUGAAGAUGCUGACCUGAGCCUGCCAGACACCACAGGCACCAGCCUGGACUGUGACACGGUGCCUCUGCAGUGCAGCCCAGCCCAAGCACAGCCUGAGUGCCCUGACAGCAGCACCUCCAUACAGGAGCAGAUCAGCACCAGCGAGGAGAAGCAGAGCCUCUUGGAGGGGGACUUGGAAUCCAACCUCCAGUCCCAGGCACCGGACAUCAACACCGACAGCUCUGAGCCACUCUCUCCGUGAGCUUUCCACCCAAGAGAGGACGAUUCCCAUCUUUACGUGGACCUCUCACGCCCUCCUGUCUUUUCCUUUAAUAAUAAAAGCACGCUUGUGCUCCCUCAACGCCUUGACUGCCUGUGGAGUCUUCAUUCACGAGGACUGGGAUGAAUGCAACACACAGCAAAGCACCUCAGCUUGCAACGCUGAGGCUGUGGGGUGCAUGAAGCCCAGCUUCCUGGUGGUGGCUUUGUGAUGCC
Centrocercus urophasianus (Greater sage-grouse) is the source of this 1158-nucleotide messenger RNA. Its product is annotated as rho GTPase-activating protein 32-like. The transcript is spliced from 4 exons. The record is from RefSeq and is a predicted model, not a curated record. Gene Ontology annotation, biological process: small GTPase-mediated signal transduction. Gene Ontology annotation, molecular function: GTPase activator activity. The annotation marks the transcript as partial. Lineage: Eukaryota; Metazoa; Chordata; Aves; Galliformes; Phasianidae. Gene Ontology annotation, cellular component: cell cortex; fibrillar center; actin cytoskeleton.